Messenger RNA from Doryrhamphus excisus (bluestripe pipefish), 4395 nucleotides. RefSeq names its product cadherin-related family member 1a. Gene Ontology annotation, biological process: homophilic cell-cell adhesion. The record is from RefSeq and is a predicted model, not a curated record. Gene Ontology annotation, cellular component: plasma membrane. Gene Ontology annotation, molecular function: calcium ion binding. NCBI's taxonomy places the organism in Eukaryota, Metazoa, Chordata, Actinopteri, Syngnathiformes, Syngnathidae.
GCGGAGGGAUGGGAUGCGUCACUGGAUUAGCGCCUUGUGAGUCGCAGCCUCUUCUUCUUCUUCUUCUUCCUCCCUUCUGAGCUGCCUGGAGAAGGGAACGGUACUCUCACAGCUCACAACUCAACUCUCCACGCCGGCCCCAAGAAGCCUCCCACAUGGUCCAGUCGGGCCUCGCCUCCUCGCCAGGAUGAAGAAAGAGAAGAAGAAGAUGUCUCUUUUCACCUUUGUCCUCUUGCUACACUUUAGCUCGGGACUAUUUGACUAUGCCCCGUAUUUCUACGAUAAUGGACCAAGCAGUACGAACGGGAACAUGGCUUUGUUCAGCAUCUCCGAGGAUACACCAGUCGGAACACAGCUCUACACCCUCAAUGGUACAGAUCCAGAAGGAGAUUCCAUACGAUACGGUCUGAUGUUUGAAAAGGGCUCCAAGGAGUAUUUCAGUGUUGAGCCCAAAUCAGGAAACGUCACGCUAGUCCUGGAGUUGGACAGAGAGAAACAAGACGAGAUUUCAUUGCUUGUCAGCAUCACGGACGGUCGGAAUAAAGUGGUGGAAACCGUGAGAGUGUUUGUCACCGACGCCAAUGAUGAACCUCCUGAAUUCCAAAACCUGCCUUUCAUUGUUAAUAUCCCAGAGGAUGCCGUGGAAGGGAGCAGCAUCUACAGAGUUCAGGCACUGGAUAAAGACAUGGGUUCAGGGGGAAGCGUCUCCUAUUUCCUCCAGCCAUCGUCAGUUGCCAAGUUCACCAUCGACAGCCACAACGGGAUCCUGAGGGUGAAACCCGGAGCGGCGCUGGACUAUGAGACCACGCCUACGCACUUUGUGACCGUGGUUGCCAAGGAUGGAGGAGGGAAAUAUAAGGGUCAAUAUCAGGUUUUGACCUCCACGGCCACCAUAACAGUCAACAUCCUCGACGCCCAAGACUUGCCUCCAUCCUUCGUAGGAACGCCUUACUUCGGCUACAUCUACGAAGUCUCAGUUCCGGGCUCUGAGAUAUUUACCGUGUAUGCCAGAGAUGGCGAUCAAGGAAAUCCUAACCCCAUUUAUUACUCCAUCAUCGACGGAAGUGAUGGCGUCUUCGAGAUAAACGGCACAAGUGGAUGCAUCACCUUGACAACGCAUCCAUCCCUGCUCAAAAAUGAACUCUACGAAAUCAAAGUCAAGGCAUCUGAGGUGGGUUCCGACAAUCACCUGUUGAAUGACUACGACAUUGCUGUGGUGACGGUCCGAGUGGUGGACCUCAACAAUCACCCGCCCACCUUUUAUGGCGAGAACGGACCACAGAGCAAGUUUGAGGUCACCAUGUACGAGCACCCUCCUGCUGGGGAGAUCCUACGGGGGUUCAAGAUCACCGUCAAUGAUUCAGAUCAGGGGGCGAAUGCCAAAUUCAAACUGAGACUAGUGGGACCAAGCAGAGUUCUACGAGUGGUUCCACAGACGGUCCUGAAUGAAGCCCAGGUCACCAUCAUCGUGGAGGACACAUCGGUUAUCGACUAUGAGAAAGGACCGACCCUCUCGUUCAAGCUGCUGGCGGUGGAGAUUGACACUCCCGAGCGCUUCAGCGCGACGGCAGAUAUCGUGAUCAACCUCAUGGACACUAAUGACAACACUCCCAAAUUCACGUCGGAGUAUUACAUCGCCAGGGUGGCAGAGAACUCUCCAGGAGGUUCUAGUGUUGCCGCUGUCAUGGCAAACGAUCCGGACUCUGGACCCUGGGGUGAAGUCAAAUACACCAUUUAUGGAUCAGGGUCAGAUUUGUUUUCCAUCCACCCGUCAACUGGCCUAAUCUCCACACAGCCGUGGACCACCCUGGACGCGGAGGUUCGCUCCAAGUUCAACUUCUACGUAAAGGCCGAAGACUCGGAAGGAAAGUACAGCCUGGCAGAAGUCUUCGUCACCGUGCUCGACAUGAACGACCACUCGCCCGAAUUUGACGACAAACUGCUGGAGAAGACCAUGGUCAUCGGCACGCCGGUCAAAGUGGAGGCGGUGGACGAGGACGCAGAGUCUCCCAACAAUGUGGUCGAGUACUCCAUCAUGACAGCAGACCCAGACAAUGCGUUCGACAUAAACGCGGAGACGGGCGAGAUCCAGCUGAAGCCAUACAUCAAGACCAUGGAGAUCGUGCACAACAUCACCAUGCAGAAGGACUGCAAGUGGUCGCUGGUAGUGCAGGCCAGAGACCUGGGUUCUCCGUCCUUCAGCACCACGGCUGUAGUCAACAUUGACAUCACCGAGGCGACUCCUCUCAAGGGGCCUAUGGCAGCCUUUUUAAUGAAAAGUAGGGACAAUCCAAUGAAAGCUUUAGGCAUGCUUACAUUUAUCAUUAGCAUGUUGGUAGGAGCCACUGUGCUCGUCUCCACGGUCAUGUACAUGCGCAACGCAAAGUCGCAAAACAGGAUCACGCCGGCACGCCGUGUCAUCAGGAGGCGGCCCAAGGACCAGCAGCCCUGGACUUUCCGUAUGCCCGUCUUCAGAUUUGGUAACCCCUCAGAGAAGUUCCUCAUGGAGGAUCCAGAAGGUAUCACUAAGCAGGAAAGCCCAAGUAGGCCAACCCCACCCUGCGCCCCGUGCCUGCCCCCACCGGCCCCACCGGCCACUCGCGCCCCCGAGAAGCUCCGUGCUGUCCCGACUAUAUCGGGCACAUUGGCCACCAGAAGCUCAAAGAAAGGGAAAUUGAGUCGCCGCAAGGAAGGCAACAUGAGCUCGGCGUUGGUGUCUGAGUUGAAAAUGAGACUCGAGCAAAAAAUCAACGAAAACAACCAAGGUUACUAUUAAUUCUAUUCAAACAACCUAUUCGUUUUUUCAUGACGUUGCUGGAUUUUGGUUUGGCAAAAGACGACCAUGACGGCAAUGAUGGACUUAAUGAGGGUUCACGGAUGUGUGACCAAGAGUGAACUCCUCAGCUGACCUCCUUCCUUUCUCGGUAGAUAAUCACCACACUGCCAUCUUGAGGAAGGAUUACAUCAUCUUAUCGACAGUGACAAGAGACAGUACGUUGUUGCUUGACUGAAAAUACAUAUUGUAUUUCCUCAAAUAGUGGCCUCCGCUCCAAUAAACGCAAUACUCCAAUUAAUCACUUCGUGUAACACAACUUAACGUCCACACAAAUAAUUCCACUCUCUAUGACAUAGUAUAACAAAGUGCAUCAUAUUUAUCACAAAUACUGUAUAUAUUGCAAAAAGCAUGAUACAAAUAAAAUAAAAUAUUUAUUAUUCUAUAAUAUAAUAUAUUUGUAUAAAUAGUAGAUGCAGUAAUCCCUCGUUUAUCAUCCAUGACAGUCGGAAGAAAAGUAGGAUUCAAUUUUCAACCUGUUUAUAACUUUGUAAAUACAGUUUUAACAUUAUUAGAGCCCUGUAGAAAUGAAAUAAUAGUCAUUUUUACACGAUUAUUCUUUGUUUACAUUGUUUACAUGACAUUGCGCAGGCUCCGGGUUCACUGCAUAGACAAGACAGCUGCAUAGCUACCUAUUUAACCUCUACAAUUUACUCAUUCUAAAGGGUUUCAAACGGACCGGGGAAGGAUAAAGAAGCCAAAAACUUAACCACUUCCACACUGAAUGUGAGAAGAAACUCACACAAUGUUCGGAUAGUGACCACAAUACAACAUAUAACUUGUCUUUCAAUAUUUUGGAUUAAUAAUAGGCCAUAGUCAACCGUGAAAAAAUCAUUUUUCUACCGCUUAUACUCACGGGGGUCGCAGGGUUGCUGGAGCCUAUCCCAGCUGUCCCAGGGCACAUAUAGACAAACAACCAUUCACACUCACAUUCAUGACCUGAUGAAAGCAUACUUACGGAGAAAUCAUCUUACACUUUUAGAAAUGUUUGACGUUUAGUGUAUUAUUUUCACAUGCUGAAUAGUGCUGAAUAUUUCAUACCUACCCAAAUUAUCACGAGAACAUGCCGAAAGCUGACAUGUUUGCUUCUUUUGUACGAUUACCAUGUGCCACUGUAUCGUCCCUGCUGUAACACAAGCAAGCUAGCAGUAUUUGCAUUUGUGUAGUUGUAUUAUAAUAACAUGCUUUUUUAUCGUUUCAAUUUUUAAUGUGUGUACAGUUCUAUGAUUACAUAUGACAUUUGUACCUCCACAGAUGGGGGGGGGGCUGAAAUUGCUGUGUAUUGCAACUGCAUGUACAUUUCCUUUGUAGAGAGUCAAAAUAUAUGCACAAAUGUUCACGGAAAUUUCGCUUCAAUGCCUUCAAAUGUUGGCAAGUUACAGUCACGUGGUCCUUGUAUUAAAGUAUUAGCUCAUACUUGACUUUGUAAUAAUACUUGGACAUAUACAAUAUAUUAACUGGAAAAAACACUGCCUGGUUCUUGGAUGUGUUCUUGGAUGCAUAUUUGUACCGUCUUUGUAUCGUCUUCAUUUUCAAUAAAUAUCUCAACAUAAAAAUUAGGC